This is a messenger RNA of Diatraea saccharalis (sugarcane borer), 4439 nucleotides long. Lineage: Eukaryota; Metazoa; Arthropoda; Insecta; Lepidoptera; Crambidae. The record is from the annotation of a GenBank genome assembly.
UCUUUAGUUCAUUCAUAGUCUGUGAUCUUCAGCUUUGAGAAAGUGGCUUUCUAAAGUUUUCUUUCCAAAAUUUUGCGUACACAAUUUAAAACGAGCUUUAGCCGUAGUUUCAAGAUACUUGUUAUUUACGGAUAUGUGUUGAGAUUUCAGUUUAGCGUUUAAUAUAAGUGCGGUGGUGAAAAAAUAAAAUAUUUUAGAAAGCAACAUGGAAGCUUUGACAGUUCCGCCAUGAAUGCAAAAUAAAUAGAAAUUGGGAUGUGAAGAAGGUGCGAAGACAAUCAAGCACUUGUAGAAUUUUCAUCAUGUUGAGAGGUGGGCGUGGAGGCCGUCACAGUCCGGAGCUGUACCCCCACACAAUAAAGUGUUCCAGCGCAAGUGACACAAGCUCCGCAUACAGCGGAAGUGACACCAUGACUUCUGUCCACAGCUCUCUCGAUAUGGAUAUGGAAGUUGAUCUCUCUGGACUCUUGGAGUCUAUUGUAGAUUCGGAUGAGGAAGAAGAUUUGGAAGAAAGUAUGGACAGUCUCACAGUACGUGAUGCUGUUCGUGAAUGUCUUGAGAAAGAUCCAAGUGAGAGAACCGAUGAAGAUAUUGAAAUUCUAUUAGAAUUUACUCAACAUUUAAAAGCUUUCACUAAUAUGACACUUACCGUACGUCGAGCUUUAUGUGCUGUAAUGGUUUUUGCAGUUGUUGAAAAAGCAGGUACAGUUGUCAUGAAUGAUGGUGAAGAACACGAUUCAUGGUCAGUCCUUAUCAAUGGACAUGUUGGUAUUGAACAUCAAAAUGGAGAAAUUGAAUACUUGAAUGUUGGUGAUAGUUUUGGGAUGGCUGAAGCCACUCUAGAGAAAUUGUAUCACAGAGGAGUUAUGACCACAAGAUGUGAUGAUUGUCAGUUCGUUUGUAUUACUCAAACUGAUUAUUAUCGCAUACUACAUCAAGGUGAAGAAAACAUAAGGCGUCAUGAGAAUGAAAAUGGUGUUGUUGUAUUAGUUACUGAGUAUAGAGGAGUAGCAGGAGAGUCAGGGCGACAACAAGGUCAUGUAGUAAUAAGAGGAACACCUGAACAUUUGAUGCUACAACUCAUUGAAGACAACUCUCGUGACUCUACAUAUGUGGAGGAUUUCCUCUUGACUCACAGAACCUUCAUAGAGAGCCCUUUAGUGGUUGCCAAACAACUGCUAGCUUGGUUCUCAGAGCCAACUGUUCGUGAUAAAGUUACAAGAGUUGUUUUGCUGUGGGUUAAUAAUCAUUUUACUGAUUUUGAAACUGACCCAACUAUGAUGGAAUUUUUGGAAAGUUUUGAGACUGCUUUGGAAAAUAAUAAGAUGGAAAGUCAAUUGAGACUGCUGAAUAUUGCCUGCUCUGCAAAAGCUAGAACCAGAAGUGUAACACUAUCUCGUCCCUCUAGAGAUGAACCUUUAAAUUUUACAAUUCUAGGAGGAUAUGAAAGGGGAUAUGGCAUAUUUAUAUUCAAAGUUGAAAAACACUCAAAAGCAGAAGAAGUAGGGUUGAAAAGAGGGGAUCAAGUCAUUGAGGUUAAUGGACAAUCCUUUCAACAUGUCAGUCAUGCCAAAGCUAUGGAAAUUAUAACUGGUUCAACACAUUUGAGCAUCACUGUUAAAAGCAAUUUGUUAAGUUUUAAACAAAUGUUAUUGAUGCCCGAAAAUUCGCCUCGACAGCGUGGUUGUGCCAAUAUGGUGCGCUGGCAAACUGACCCUAGGGCUCGACUUUCUACAGCAGAGUUAUUGACUGAUGAUCCUAUUAUAUUGACACCUGUUUUUCAAUCUCCCACCAAAAAACCACAACAGCUAAGCAUUAAGAAAGAACCUCAAAAGGGCUUUAUGACAUUGGGUCCGAAAAGAAGAUUACAAAAAGCUUUAAUGAAAAUGAACAUUCUUCCAAAAAAUACUAUCACAGAUGGUUUGCAUAAUGAUGAUAGCAUAUUGUCUAAUUCUGAAUCUCUCAACAAACCUAAUUCAAGUACCUCAUUUUAUAAUUCCCAUAGUAAUCCUGACUUGAUUUCAAUUUGUUAUGAUGAAUAUCAGUCAUCCGAUUAUCCUGAACAUGUACUAAAAGUAUACAGAGCAGAUCAAACAUGCAAAUAUCUUCUGGUACACAAAGAAACAACAGCACGGGAAGUGGUGAUGUUGACUUUACAAGAAUUUGGCAUCACGGAUCCAAGUUCUAACUUUUCUUUGUGUGAAGUGUCUGUUGCACAAGGAGGUAUAAUAAAACAACAUCGCUUACCUGAUCAACUUCAAAAUCUUGCUGAGCGAAUCGGGCUCAGUUCGAGGUAUUAUUUAAAAACAAAUGGUAUUAGUGAGACUUUAGUCCCUGAUGAAAUGGCUCCAGAAUUACUGCGAGAGAGUGUUGUCCAUUUUCUACAGUUAAAUGCUGUGGAAGUAGCAGUGCAGUUAACACUGCAAGAUUUUUGUAUCUUUCGACAAAUUGAAAGUACUGAAUAUGUAGAUGAUUUGUUUGAACUAAAAAGCAGGUAUGGUACUCCCAUGCUAUCACAAUUUGCAGAGCUUGUGAAUAAAGAAAUGUUCUGGGUAGUGACAGAAGUUGUUAAUGAACAAAAUAUUGUUCGUCGUUCUAAAAUAAUAAAGCAGUUCAUAAAAGUGGCGAGACAUUGCAAGGAAUGCAAAAAUUUCAACUCUAUGUUUGCUAUUAUAUCAGGUUUAGGACAUGGUGCAGUAUCUAGAUUGAGAAUGACUUGGGAAAAAUUACCCACCAAAUAUUACAAACUUUUCACUGAUCUCCAAAUGCUAAUGGACCCUUCUAGGAAUAUGUCUAAAUAUAGACAAUUGGUAACAACUGAGCAAGGCAGAUCUCCAGUUAUUCCAUUUUAUCCAGUUGUAAAGAAAGACCUUACUUUUAUUCACCUUGGUAAUGAUACCAAAGUAGAAGGAAUGGUCAACUUUGAAAAACUUCGAAUGAUAGCUAAAGAAGUUCGAACUCUCACUAACAUGUGUAGCUCCCCUUAUGAUUUGUUUUCAUUAUUGGAGCUGGGUAAACAACCACCAUCAAGUGCAAUGGUUGCACUAAAUCAACUUACAACAGGUGGUGUCCAACAAGGUCAAGUAACUGUGAAGAGACGAAAAAAAUCAUCAAAUGUCCCAAAUCCUAAAAAGAUGUUUGAAGAAGCACAAAUGGUUCGAAGGGUGAAAGCAUAUCUGAAUCGCAUGCACGUCGAAACUGACGAGGAACGUUUGCAUGCUUUGUCGCUUGAGUGCGAGGGAGCCGGGCCGGCCCCCGCGAUGCCUCGCCGCCGACACCCAUCACCUUCUCUCUCUACAACCAGUAGUGCAUCAUCGGCAAGCGAGAGUAAAAAGAGUUUUGCCGGUAAUAAAUUCGGAACUGCUUCUCCUCAAGCAGUGAAGAAGUUGUUGGCUUUAUCAGAGCCAGCUAAAACGAGGCCACAUCAGCCACGACCACCACCACCGCCUGGACCGUCGCCUUGUUCCCACCGCCGUGACGGUCCCGGUCCAGGCAUUUGCUGUCCCCGCUCAGCUCAUGAAAGAUCACACUCUGAUACACCGACGCCCUUACCUGUCGAUUUGUCAGCGGAAAGUAGUAGUGUAACAUCUCUAGUAAACUUGCCACUGCGAAAAACGGGGUCAGCAACUUCGAGUGAUAGUGGGCACGGCUCUUGUACUGCUCCGAGUUGCGCUCGGCCUGUGCCUCCACCGCGCAUGCCCCAGCCGUAUACGCUCGCCGCCCAAGUGGCCCGCCUCGAGCGCCUCAGUCGAGCGCACUCUCACGAGGGAGUCACGAGGCCGUACGAUUACUACCAUGACACGCCAGAUGACGAUGACGACGAUCAACAAGUAUCAGCCGUUUAAAUUUUUAAAUACUCUUAAAUCAAUGUCUAUUUAUAUAGUUCACUGUUCUGUAAUCUCAAUUGACAAAUAGAAAGCACAUGUUUAUAUAAUUUUCAUAAUUAACAUUAUAUUAUGUACUCUUACAGCUAAGUCUAAAGACUGUAUAAUUAAGACAAUUUCUUAGUGUUAUAUAGUGUAAAAUUUUCAUUAUUUAGUAAGCCAUGCCUCUAAAUACUAAUUAAUUAUUAUAAUUAUAAUGUGACCCACCAUUUCCAGUUUUACCUAGAAAAUGAUGUUUGAUGUAUACCAAUUAAAAUGUGACCUAUUGUGAAUUCACCAGUUGGUAUAUCUACAUUCCGUUAUUUGUGUAAUAUAUUAAUAAUGUUCAUUAUUUAUAAUUGUGAAACUUAGACCAAAUAAUAAUUAAUGUACCUUUUAACAUUUAUGAUUGAAAUUAUUUUAUGUUGUAGUAAUGUGGUAGCUUUGUGGACCAACAUUGGGUUUGAAUGUUAUUUUUCAUGGUAGCAGCUUCUGUUCUGUUAAUAUCAUGAUACAUGGUUUUAAUCCUAUACAUAAUUGUAAAUAAUAAAUACUAUUACCUACUAUAAAUAAUUU